This is a messenger RNA of Babesia sp. Xinjiang, 2058 nucleotides long. RefSeq lists its product as uncharacterized. The coding region runs from base 1 to 2058 and encodes 685 amino acids. The record is from RefSeq and is a predicted model, not a curated record. Lineage: Eukaryota; Apicomplexa; Aconoidasida; Piroplasmida; Babesiidae. The transcript has 3 exons.
AUGGACGUUGUUGAGGUGAAACCUGCCGGUGCUUUACAGGCUGUGAGAAGGCGACCCUUGGAGCGGCGUCCGUUAUACGUUCACGAGGGAGUAAUAGCACGUCUUGAAACCUAUGAGCGUAAGAGAGAGUCUUUACGAGGAUCAGGACUGCAAUAUGUACUUCGUAAUCUGAAUCAACAUUGUAAACAGCUAAGUCCAGAACGGUUACUGGAAGCUCUUCGAAUACUAAGUGAAAACCAACUUUUCGAUCGGCGGACUUUGUACAAUCUGUACGAAACCAUCGCGCUAAACGUGCUCUAUUUCACACCACAGCAACACCGUGUACUCUUACAGUGUAUAGGUAAAUGUUUGGCAUACACGGUUCAAGGUACAAAGCUGCCUAGAUCUAAAGAAUGUGAAUUUAUAGUAUCACAGCUCAACCUUGUAUUAGACCGUAAAACAGAACAGAGUGCCGUGUCUAAUGGUUCAGAAUUGUUUGAUCCAUGUAAAGAAGGGUUGAACUCUGUAACAACACUGGCGGUCACUUCAGCUCCAACAAGUGAUAUUGACGUUGCUACGAUAUCCAUUGGAGAUUUUGAUGGAGGGCCAGUUCCACUCUCUGAAUUAAAUAGGCUGAGUUAUGAUAUAGUACGUAAAAUAUCGGCUAUUUACAACGACACUGGGCAGCCGUAUCGCCGCGGAGUUAUCUCUGAUUUGGUUGAUAUACUGUGUCUGAAUCUCAGAAUACUUUUGAAGCUAUUCCCUGCUAUGGAUAUUCCAAAAGUGCACAUAUUGGAAUGUACGAAGGCCAUAUGUAACCAGUUUGACCUUCUAUAUGUUGGCCGUUUCGAAAGUUCUCAAGUUCUAAUUGAAGAGCUGCUGUCAUAUGGCAAUAUUGUGGCUGAUGCUAUUUCAAUUCUACUCUUGAACACAUUUCCAAAACUGAUACAUAGUACAUAUAUGCCACGUGGUCUAACUUCGGAUGUGACAUCAGUUUCAAAUUAUCUUAAAUUGGACCUGCUUCGUGAUUUGAAGAAAGUAGAGUCAGCGUACAUCGCAGGUGAUACGCUCUUAUUUAACAUGAUGUCUGACAGUUUCUACAGUUUUGUGAAACAAUCUCCGAAGAAGGAUGAAUAUACGUUAAGUUUAGAAACUCAACAGUUCAUUAUAGAUAUGAAGCAGCUCUGGUGCCAAUUGGAUCGGUUCUGCAAUUUUGUCGUGUCAUUAAACCAUGGUUGCAAGGAUGACCUCUUAAGGCUUUUGUCAUUACAUGCUGCCUUGAAAAAGGUUCUUGGCCUGUUUGACAACCAUGGCCAAUUGGUGAAGGGAGAACAGCGUUAUUGCCCCAACGACCUUUAUUCUAGUUCAUUGGACACAAUGGGUUGUAUCCAAGAUAUAAGUGCUAAAUCAGUAUGCUACUUUCUGGGUAUACUGUCGGAAAAUCGCGUGACCACUUGCAACCAGAUUGACCAACGUAUCGGUGAUACUCUGCGUCAAUGUUUCUACAAGAUUCAGAACAACUGCAAACCUUUGACCACUGCAGAUAUACUCUAUGUACUGGAAAGUUGCUAUUACAGGUUUGGAUAUCUACACCAUUACGCUGCACGUGUGAUGUUGAAUACGGCAAUGUCACGCCAUGUUGUUACCCAUAUGGAUACAGUAUUGGCGGCCAACAUGCAUCUGUUGUGUCUCACUAUCCCUUAUAACAUGGUUACAUAUGUUGACCCCAAGAGUUUUCUACGUGUUACGUCUUACGUGGAGAGUAUUGGGAUCGGUGACGAGCAUUUUGGCAGUAGCGUAUCAAAAGUUCCCAAUAGAUAUUAUGGAUGUGCUGUGGAGCCCACAGCAAGGCCACGUCAACAUGACCACUUUCCCUUGGCACAUUUUGAUAGGCGUAUGUACCGUAACAGAUGCCUCUGCAGCAGCUACAAUUACAGUUUAUCCAAGGUUCAGCAGCCGUUACGCAAAGCCGUAACUGGCAACACUGCCAGUAGCAAAGUAUGUGCGACAUACCUUUACAGGAUCUGGGAGGUACUGCAUCCAGAUCGCCUUAGAAAGGUCAUGUCACUCGUCCAUUAG